Molecule: messenger RNA, 2244 nt
Organism: Aspergillus aculeatus ATCC 16872
Lineage: Eukaryota; Fungi; Ascomycota; Eurotiomycetes; Eurotiales; Aspergillaceae
Product: universal stress protein family domain protein
Exons: 4
Coding region: 159-1904 (581 amino acids)
Source: RefSeq, a predicted model, not a curated record
CGCCCAGGACCACUUCUUUGGUGGCUCCUCCGUUACCACCGGCACCGAGGAAAUCCUCCGUUCAGUCCGACAGCAGCGACAAGUCCGGAAGCCCCCAAGCCGCAACCACGACCACGCACAAAUCAGGCCCUAGCAUUCGCUGGGAUUCCUCUCUCGAUAUGCCUCCCAGCGCCCGUCGUGCCAGUCAAUCUCAGGAGAAGCCUCCGGCCGCUUCCUCCUCGAAUCGUCUGCCAAGCAUGGCCGCCGUGAUGUCAGGCCUCGACAUCAAGGUUGGGUUCCCGAGCUUUGUCAGAGGUCGGGACUCUGGCCGCAGUUCCUCAUCCCGAGGCAACUCGCUUGACUCGCGAGCGCCGGCGCUCCGCUCGACCCGCUCCAGUUCGCCAAAGCGUCGCUGGCUGAGCCCCGGUUCACGCAAUCAGUCGGUCGAUACCGCAAAGCCUAUACUUGAGAGCCCGAAGGAGAGCCCGAAUGAGAACCCAAUGGAAAAGCUGAAAGAGAGUAAGGAGUCGUCUAAGGAGAAACAGGCCGAGAAGCCUACAGAAAGCACUAAAGAACCGCUGAAAGCAACCCCCAACGAGAAGCCAAAAGAGAGUGUGGCGAUUGGGAGCGCCCCGAAGGUCUCUCCUCCUCCGACCCCUCCAGCAACAUCCCAGCCAGCAGUCCAGCCUCCACCAGCUCCUCAAUUCCCGCCAGAGGCGGAUGCUAAUUCCUCGGCUCCCGGAGAGCAGCGGCUCGAAAAGGACCACUACGACAGCGAGAACAAUCCGAUCGAGACCAGUGAUGAGGACGGUGACGAAAUGUCUUCCAGCGAUGAUGAGAGCCCAGAUCGCGAGUCGGAAGAGAACAAACGGGGACGGAAAGAGACGGUCGACCAUGAGCCUGCCAGGAUCGCUCCGCGCACGACAACAAAGACGGCUCCGGCAUUUCAACCCAGCAACAACUCCACAGGCAAGUCUGAGUUCAUCCAUUCAGCCAAGACAGGCCCCGUCUCGAAGCCUGAUGUCCGCCCCCGAACGAGCUUCGACUCCGCCUCAGCGACCAACACCCCAUUCGGCUCGGAGGACGAGGCAGAGUUGUGCGACAUCAAACGCGCUCAGAAACUCAGCAUUGAAAUGUCUGCGAUUGAUAGUUCGGUGCACAACCGAUCAAUCCGGACGAUCAUCCGCGGCGACUAUCCCAGCAUACACGAAGAGGAAGGGGCUCGUCGCCGCCAGCGCAAGUAUCUAGUGACGACGGACCUCAGUGAGGAAUCGGUGUAUGCUCUGGAAUGGACAAUUGGUACCAUUCUGCGGGACGGCGAUACGAUGUUUGCGGUCUGUGCCAUGCAUGACGAGACCGCUACUCCGGCAGCCGUGCAGAUUGGGGAUGGGGCCAAAGCCAUGCAGGAUGCUGCUGCGGUGGUCGGCUCGCAAACGGCCGAGACGGCGGCGAAAUCCCAGAAUGAUUCCAGCUCGCACCUCCCUCGAACCUUCUUCAAUCGCCUGGGGACCGGCACGGACAGCAAACCGGGCUCGGUCGAUGCACGAGGCAUGUCCAAGGCAGAAUCCGAGCGCGUACGGGCGGUGGAGGUCAUUUCGCAGACGUGCGUGCGUCUCUUGCGAAAGACGCUACUGCAGGUGCGCGUGGCGGUAGAGGUGAUUCAUUGCAAGAGCCCGAAGCACAUGAUCACUGAAGCUAUUGAUGGAUUGGAACCUACGCUGGUAAUUGUUGGGGCCAGAGGACGAAGUGCACUCAAAGGGGUGGUCCUCGGAUCAUUUUCGAAUUACCUGGUCAUGCACUCAUCAGUACCGGUGAUGGUGGCCCGCAAGAAGCUAAAGAAACAAACCAAGAACAAAAAGAUGAACGUCCGACUUUCCAACAAUCUAACGACGCCCAAGAAGCUAGCGUUGGCCAAAGUGGACUGAAUGACUGCAAUUUGACCUUUCUCCAUGUGCUUUCUCCGUUCUUUGUUUUUGCACACGAUACCAUGACGGUUUGACGGCGGUUUGGCGUAUCUAUCUCACGAUUCUAGCCUGCUUUUCUCGUGGAUGCUUUUCUUUUCUCUAGCUGUAUCAGUAUGACAUUCAUGACGAGCUGAUCUGAUGAUUUCAUUUCGCUUGGCGUUCUUUUUAUUAUCUGACUCGAUUGUGCAGCCUAGCACGGAUGGGGACAUUUUAUGGCGGCCGCAGAUGGCUUUGUGGGAUGUAUGAGUCACUAGUUUCACUAUCUCUCUGCAAGAACACGACUGAUUAUCGUAUUCUUGGU